Molecule: messenger RNA, 1698 nt
Organism: Penicillium daleae
Lineage: Eukaryota; Fungi; Ascomycota; Eurotiomycetes; Eurotiales; Aspergillaceae
Product: putative beta-galactosidase
Exons: 2
Coding region: 1-1698 (565 amino acids)
Biological process (GO): carbohydrate metabolic process
Cellular component (GO): beta-galactosidase complex
Molecular function (GO): beta-galactosidase activity
Source: RefSeq, a predicted model, not a curated record
AUGACUUUCUCUCCGAGAAUUCCACACCUGCGAAACGCAGGCACGACGCAGCAGCUCGUGGUCCAUGGCCGACCGUUCCUUGCACUUGCAGCCGAGCUGCAGAACUCCUCGAUGACUUCUGCAGAGUUCAUGGAGCCAGUCUGGCAGAAGCUGGUCGAUACCAACAUCAACACUGUUUUGGGCUGUGUUACUUGGGAGGACAUUGAGCCUGUUGAGGAUCAGUUCAACUUUGCCGAGUUGGACAAGGUUAUUUUGGGAGCGAGAAAACAUGGGCUGCAGCUGGUGCUGCUGUGGUUUGGCUCCUUCAAGAAUGGUAUAUCUACAUACGUCCCUUCAUGGAUCAAGACAAAUACGCGACGAUUCCCUCGUGCCAAGCUGCGCAAGGCUGGCGGUGUCCUCCAGACCGGCGAUGUACUAUCAAUCUUCCACGAAGAAGGAUGCAAGGCCGACAUAAAAGCAUUCUCCCGUCUGCUACAACAUGUCAAAGAGGUCGACGGCGAACACUCGACCGUGGUGAUGGUGCAAGUCGAGAACGAGACUGGGCUGCUAGGCGACUCGCGAGAUGGGUCUGCUGCUGCGGAGAAGCGAUUCAAUGAGCCCGUCCCCGAAGAUCUAGUACAAUUUUUGUCACAAGAUUGGGAGAAUCUCCAUACGGACAUCAAGGUCAACUUGAAGCACUUCAAAGCUCAAACCAAUCCCGCUGGGACAUGGGAGCAAGUCUUCGGCAAGGGCCCACGCACAGAUGAACUGUUCAUGGCAUACCACUACGCCAAAUAUCUCAACAAAGUUGCGUCUGAGGGAAAACAAGAAUACCCAAUCCCACUAUACACCAACGUCUGGCAAAACUACGUCGGCGACAACGACGACAAUGAUUUCCCCAUCGUUGCUGGCGGCGGCGGCUGCCCAGGCGACUACCCGUCGGGAGGCGGCACCAGCACCGUCCUCGAUAUCUGGCAGAAGUUUGCUCCCUCGCUGGAUUUCAUCUCGCCCGAUAUCUACCUGAAUGAUUAUACGAAUACCUGCCGUAAAUACCGCCACCGCAACCAGCCGCUUUUCAUCCCCGAGCAGCGGCGUGAUGAGCACGGUGUGCGGCGCAUUUGGACUGCCUAUGGCUCGUUCCAGGCUAUUGGAGUCUCGCCUUUCGGCAUUGAUACUCUGGAACCCGCGACGAACCCAUUCACCAAGCACUAUGGUCUCCUAAAGUCCGUUUCUCAGAUCAUCCUUGAUGCUCAGACGCGCCCUGACAGCUCAAUUGGAUUCUACUUCGACGAGCUCGCCGCUGACGGCACCGACCCGUCCAAGUCGGUCAUCAAGCACUGGGCUGGGUACGAAAUCACUAUUGAGCGAUGCUUCGUCUUUGGCAAGCCCGGACCCGGUGCAGGUAUGGUCAUCCACAUGGGUGGGCCCAAGUUCCUCCUAAUCGGAUGGGGUUUCCAAGUGCGCGCUCGGUCUCUCUCGCCGACCAGCACGUUCACGGGAUUCCUACGUUUCGAGGAGAAGAAGGUCGUGAAUGCGGAGACGGGGGAGCUGCGGACUUUGCGGGUCCUGAAUGGGGAUGAGACUCGGAGUGGGAUCUGUGCUAUGAUGCCGAAUGAGGAUCCGGAUUAUGGGGGAUUCCCAAUUUGUGUUACUAUCCCUGCGCAUACGAUGAUUGCGGAGUUGGAGGUCUACUCGGUUGAGGAGGUGGAUGAUGUAUGA